Molecule: messenger RNA, 1987 nt
Organism: Leptomonas pyrrhocoris
Lineage: Eukaryota; Euglenozoa; Kinetoplastea; Trypanosomatida; Trypanosomatidae
Exons: 1
Coding region: 173-1987 (604 amino acids)
Source: RefSeq, a predicted model, not a curated record
GCAGCAGAGAAAGAAAAAAAGGUUUCCAUAAAGGUUUGUCCACAGCAAAGGUAAACGUAUCGCAUUUGACGGGCGGUUUCCUCCGGUAAAAGACGCCCGAGCUGACAGUGAAAGGAGCCAUUCACACGUCUAUCGCAUUGCUGUUAUUAUCACUGUACCUCCGUCACAGUCCAUGUUUGUCCCUAAGAGCCGUACCGCGGUGACGGCAGUGAGCUGGGCUGCCAGCUUGUCUCUGCGCGAUGCAUACCGGGCCCAUGCCACCCACACGCCGUUCACCGGCGUGAGGACACACAUAGCGGCACUCAAGCCGCGGACGAGUGCAUCUGGGGCACUACGCACGCAGCGGUGUGCCCCGCAGCUGAGUACCGCAACGUCAACGGCCGGGGUUUACGCUGUCUCGCCCUUUUUACCUUCCUCCUCGCCGGAGCGGCGUUGCUACACCACAUCGGCCACCACCACCGCCGGUUCUUCCGAAGCAGACAGCGCACCACCACAACCGACCAACAACGGUGAAGAGGAAGCGCAAGCCAAGGCGCAAAACGCGUCCGCCACGCAGGACGUGCCGGCCGCCGUGCAGCAGCGAAUCAGCUCCCACAAACACGAUCUGCUGCGGCUCUUUCACUACGCCGCAGAGGAGACAGCAGCGACGGUUCCGGCGGUGCGGCUGGAGGCUGCCUUUCGCCAGCAGCUUGAUUUCCCAGAGCUGGCGAAGCGACAGACCCCGCCGGGUAGCCGCGUCCGGCCGGUUAUCCCGCAGUCGUGGAUGGCUGCCGUUUGGGAUACACUGGCGCCGCACUGCUACUUCACCUCGAUUGGCACCACCACCGCAACCGCCCUUCCCAGCAGUGACAGCGGCAGUGCGAAGGACAAGAGUAGCACUUCCUCUGCCGCAGCCAACACAGACGGCGUGCGCGCAGCUCAUGUGUGCGUCUUCAACUGGGCAGCCGCUAUGGCGCAGCUGGCCGUCUGGCUCCCUUACGAAGGCUGGUCCGAGCAACAGGUCUACACCCAUCUCCGUCUGCAUCACAAAGUUGUGGAGACGCAUUCUCCGCUGUGGCUGCCGCGAUACACCGGGGCGGACAGCCUCGCCAAAUUCAUCCACGACCGCUACAGCAGCCUGAUCGUCGUGACGCGGUCUGCUGUGACGGGGGAGCCGAUUUUCCACCGCGUCGGCCGCAACAGCGUGUCCGUGACGUGGGUGCCGGAGAGGGUUCCACAAGCAUCGUCUUCUUCACCUUCGUUGAGCGCUGCUCGGCGAGGGAGUCUGGCGUGCGCUAAUGUUCAACACGCCCUGCACACCCUCGGCAGGGGCCACCAGCUGCCGGUGUGGACGGAUGCAGCGGAGAUCGCUCCUCUCCUCUCCGUACGGUCUGGUCUUGCGUCCGCGAGCCCUGCUGCGUGGAAGACGGCGUGGCUGGAGGACGCGGAGCUGCGUGGAUCUUUUCACCUCGACAGCUACGUGCGUCUGCGCGCCGCGCCUUCAUCGUCGCGGUUGCUUAUUAUUGUCGACACCACGACAUUCAUGGCGGACGCUUCUGUGUCAUCUUCUUCGCUGCUGCAAACCUUCGGCGAGGCGCUGCGAGGUUGUGCGAAUCCUAGGUGUGGCACAGCGACGUCCGUGCGGCUGUUGACGCGCAGUGCGUCACCGGAGGCGGCGAUGGAACCACUGCGGGCGAUCCUGACGGAUGUGCUUGGUGCCGCGGCGGUGAUCGAGGAUGUGGUGGUGGAUGCGUUGUUGGAGCCGCAGCACGUGCUGGGUGCGUUGCUGGACGCACAGGCGGCGGCGGACAGCACGCGUAGGAAUAAUACUACCGGUAGUGGUAAGGGAGUCGGUGCGGUGGAAGGGGAGGCAGGGAACCCGCCGACGUGGGAGACGCAGGUUUUGGUCUUCUGCGGAGACGCGUCUCGUGCUGCGUUUGAGGAGACGCUGAAGGAUGUGAAACCGGCCGGGAUGGCGGUGACGCUGCACACCCUCACGUCCGACUGA